Messenger RNA from Brassica rapa (field mustard), 3691 nucleotides. RefSeq names its product alkane hydroxylase MAH1. The record is from RefSeq and is a predicted model, not a curated record. Gene Ontology annotation, molecular function: oxidoreductase activity, acting on paired donors, with incorporation or reduction of molecular oxygen; iron ion binding; heme binding. NCBI's taxonomy places the organism in Eukaryota, Viridiplantae, Streptophyta, Magnoliopsida, Brassicales, Brassicaceae.
UAAUAUAUAAUUUUAUCAUUUAAAUUGGGUCUUUCCAAUAUUUAAAGGAUGGUCCAAAUUAAAAAAUAACACAUGAAAUAAAUAUAAUUUAAUUUAAUAUAAUUUAAUGUUGUAAUACUAUACCUCUAUAUGUUAAAUAUUUUAAUAUUUGUCGAUAUUAAAUUUUAAAAUUAUAAAGAUUUUAUUUUAAGUAACAAAAAUCAUAUUAUCUAAAAAUGAUUAAUAUUUACUACCUUAAACCAAUGAAAACAAAUUUUAAUCAAUAUAGUUUAUUUUAAAGAUUAAACAAAAACUGAAUGUUUAAUUAUUUACUCGAUAAUAUAAAUUUAUGAAAAAACUAAAGUUGACUCGAAUGUAAAUAUUGGAAGCUCCAACUUCUACUUAUAUAUGCUCAAAAGUUCAAAAUAGUAAUGUAUAAAAAUGGGAAUCGCAAAUGUACUACUUUAACGCCUAAAUAUAUGUUCAUACGCAGAAAUCUCGUAGCAAUGCUAAAUUGUCGAUAAAAACAACUAAAAACAGCUCUGUUUUGCUAGCUCCUCAUCAAGACAUCAACCAUAGUUUUGCUUUCUUUGCAAGAAAUCUCUUCAUCUAAGUUACUUUAUCAUCAAGAAACUCUCAUUUUACUAACUUAUUCAUCAAGAAACAUCGACACUUAAAUUUAUUUGCAUUAGAUACUUGUGAUGUGAUUUGAGCAUGGUAGAUGAAAUGAUCCACUUAAAACAUGUAUUUAAAUAAAAUUUAAAUGAUAAAAUUAUAUAUUAAAUGUAACAUGACUUGAAUAUGUCCAUUAAGUUCUUUUAAAAAAAAAAAUCACAUAUGAAUCAAAGUUGUGACUUCUGGUUUAAUAUAUAAGAUUUAUAUAGAUGCCGUGUGUUGUGAACAACCACGAAUUAAGCAAGAAGACAAUAGAGAACAAAAAGUAUUGAGGCAAAUACCCGUUUAGGGUUUCUUAUUAUUGCGUGAACUGAAUAAUCUUAAAAACCCUUAGACUCAUUUUUAUAUCAGCCUCAAAAUCCGAUUUCCUUUAUUUUUUAAGAAUACAUACUUAUCUAGAAAAGUUAAAUUUUCCUAAACCUAAAAGGCAUACCAACCCACUAGUGCUAAACUUUUACUUGUGCACAGAGAUUUAAGACACACAUAUGCAACCGUGAAAACAAGGUACUUGAGAACUCGACUUGUUUCAGUAUUAUAUCCUGUGAGUAUAAUUCAAGAAAGCCUUUCAUUUAAGCAACUUUGCACUGUCAGAUCUCAAAACAUGUCGCACCCAAAUUUUAGCGAAAAAAAAAAUCUGAAAACAUGUGAUGCUUGUUUAUUGGAGACCGCAUCACGGAUCAUUUGUUUAUCCUAUUCUCUAAGAUUUCUCUGGUUCUCUUGCUAUAGAUCAACACACUGUUUUCCAGACAUCUCUGAUAUGAAAUCGAAUAUUUUAGAAUUAGUUAAACAAUAGACUUUUAUCAUGUGUAUAUAAAUCCAGUUCCUUCUUCUUCUCCUCCUCCUCCACCCACUAUCAAACUUCCCUAAUGGCUUCGAUCGGCUUAUUUGAAGCAUCUAUAUCUCUUUUUUGCUUCCUCAUCUUCUAUUACUUCCUCAUCAACAAACAUUAUGGCAACUUGCUCAUUAAGAAAUACCUUCAAAGCUGCCCUUGGAACUGGCCUGUUCUUGGGAUGCUUCCAGCUGUGCUCAUGAGGUUCAAUCGGAUUGAUGAUGCCAUCUAUAUCAUUGAGAAAACCAACUUGACAUUUCUAUUCAAGGGUCCAUGGUUCAGUAGAAUGGAUGCGUUGAUCACCGUUGAUCCAGCUAAUAUACAUCAUAUAUUGACCUCAAAUUUCUCCAACUACGUCAAAGGACCUGAGUUCAAAGAAAUAUUUGAUGUCUAUGGAGAUGCGAUAUUCAACACCGAUGGAGAGCUAUGGAAGAAUCUAAGAAUGUCUUUUCAGGUCAUCCUCCAUCAGCAAGGUUUCCAAAACUUGUCAUUGAGUGUCACAACAAGUAAACUCAAGGACGUGCUUCUUCCUCUAUUCAGUCACUAUUCAGAGGAAGGGACGGUCGUGGACUUGCAGGAUGUGUUCCGGAGAUUCAUGUUCGAUAUAUCCUUAAUUUCAAUUACCGGGUCUGAUCCUCAGUCUCUAUCCAUUGAAAUGCCAGAGGUUGAGUUCGCAAAAGCCUUCGAUAAUGCUGGGGAAGCCAUUUUGUUUAGGCAUGUCAUACCAAAAUUCUUGUGGAAGUUUCAAAGAUGGAUGGGACUGGGUCAAGAGAAGAUGUUGCUAGAAGCCGGUGCAACUUUUGAUCGAAUCUGUGCGAAAUACAUUGAUGCAAAGAGAGAAGAGAUAAGAUCACAAGGGAUCGAUCAUGAUCAUGAUCAUUCCAAUGGAGAAAGUGAAGAUGUUUUAACAUCUUACAUAAAGCUAGAUACAAGCAAGUACGAGCUCUUGGAUCCAAGCAAUGAUAAGUUCAUUGGAGAAACCCUUUUAUCUUUCAUUUUCGCAGGGAGGGAUACCACUGCCACUGCUAUCACUUGGUUUUUCGGACUCCUCACAAAAAACCCUAACGUGGAAGCCAAGAUUCGCCAAGAAAUCAUCACAAAUCUACCGGAAGCUAGUCAAGAGAGGUCAUGGUCGGCUAGUGAUCACAAAGAGUAUUUGAACAAGUUGGUGUAUCUACAUGCAUCACUGUAUGAAGCAAUGAGGCUCUAUCCACCAAUUCCGUUCGAGCGCAAGUCUCCUAUAAAAUCAGAUGUACUUCCAAGUGGACACAAAAUCGAUGCAAACUCUAACAUUAUCAUCCCUAUCUAUGCGUUAGGGAGAAUGAGAUCCGUAUGGGGAGAGGACGCGUGGGAGUUCAAGCCAGAGAGAUGGAUUUCAGAGACUGGAGGGUUGAGACAUGAGCCUUCUUCCAAGUUUUUAGCAUUUAACUCCGGUCCAAGAACUUGUCCUGGUAAGCAUUUAGCUAUGGUGACAAUGAAGACCGUAGUAGUGGAGAUAUUACAAAACUAUGACAUUAAUCUUGUAAAAGGGUAUAAGAUUGAGCCAAAGCCUCGUCUUGCUCUUCAAAUGAAUCAUGGGCUUAGAGUCACGCUUAGUAAGAGAUCUUCGGCUUGAAAUGUUAUCUUUGCUAGAGUUUCUUAAGUAAUCUAUCGGUUAUAGUAUAGCAAGUAAUAAGGUGCGUACGUAUUGUCCAAAUGUACUUGCCUAGUGGUCUUUGCAAGGUUGGUAUAUUUGUGAUUUGAGAAAGUUCACUUCUCUCUUAUUUUUCUUUUGUAUUAAUGAACGCUGAGCUGUUUAUUUCUUAUAUGAAAAUGUAUUGCAUUGUGCCUUAAUAAGAUAUAAAAAUUACUGUCAAUAUCUCGAUGCUACCCGCUGGUUUUGAUUAUAACUACUAUGAUAGUCGAUAUAUAUAUGAGAGGAACUCGUGAGAUGGAUUACUUUAGAUACUUCGUUGUUCUUACAAAGCGCACCUUCUUAAUUAAUUAAAGAAAACCAAAUCACUUACACUCAUAUAAACCUCAUCAGUCUUUGAUUCAUCAACCAUUCAUUUGAGAAAUUUUGAGACUUUCAUGGUUGCUUUUUUUUGGUAACGCGUGAAUUUUAAUUACCUAUGAAAUGACUUGUUAAAACAAUUUCAUCGUGUUACAGAAAAAAAAAACAAUUUCAUCAAAUAUUAUUCAUAUAGGUGAAUAAUAUGAAAAAAAAAG